AUGGAAUGCUGCUAUGUUUCAAAAACACUGGUGUUAGUUUCGGGAACGGGCGGUCGUUUUAAAGUGGAUAGGGACCUGUUCCAUCGGAUCAGCGAUUAUUACCAGGCUCGUGUAAAGAGUGGAAUGAAAGAUGCUCACCAUACUGAACUCACACUCGAUCUUUUGUCUGACCGCUGCUUGGCUGAGGUUGAAGAAUUUAUGCUGAAAAUGCAGUGUAAUAAUAAGGAAAUUGAAGAACAAUCUCUGGAAAACUUGGAGGAAGCGAUGCACGGCGCAUUGUAUUUGCAAGUUGGUGACAUGAUCCAUCAAUACAUUAGCCUGCUUGAGAAACACAUAACGGAUUCAACAUGGAUACGCGUAUUGAACAUUGCAAAGAAGUGUGGAGCGGAUACGUUAAUAGCCAAGUUUUUGGAUUUUGUUUGUGAAAAUUUUACCAGAUUUGUUCAGACAUCUGACAUGUUAACGUUAUCGCCAAAUGAUUUGCUCCACUUGUUAAAAUCGGAUCUUCUUGAUGCAGAUAGCGAGAUUGAUGUUUUCAAAUUUGUUAUAAAGUGGAUUUCUAUGGAGGAAUCGAGAAGACCUCUUGCAGAGAAACUAUUGGCUGAAGUGAGGUUCAGUUUGAUGACAACCGGUGAGAAACAGGAAUGCAGUGCUAUGCUCAGUGAGAUGAAUUUAUCUCAUUGUCAACAUGAACGUAUAGCAAAAGCCCGUGACACCACUGAAGUGAUGCUGAUCUUCAAAGGUCUCCACGGAAAGAUUGAUGGCUUUCACUUUCGACCUAUUGAACAUCUGGAAGCCAGUGAGAGAGAUACAACUUGGAGAGAUUAUCCAAUGGAUGAUGUCGUCGUCGAGGUGACUUCCGACAAAUUGGACCGUUACAAAGCGGUCGACCUACCGAUGAAAUGGUGCGAUUAUGAAGUCUGCAUCGCUGACAGGUGUUUGUACGUGGCUGGCGGAUCGGAGUUUUCGUUUCGCUCCAUUUUGUAUCAGUUGACUAGCAAAGUUUACGUUUUCAGUUUCGCGCAAUCUCUCUGGAAACAGUGCUCCAGCAUGCACCUUCCAAGAAAAUCAUUCUACUUUUGCAGCAUGGCUGAAGGUUUGUUUGCAGUUUCAGGAAAGACGAAGUUCAACAAGUUGACAUCCACAGUGGAGAGGUACAAGCCGAUGGUUGAUGAGUGGCAGACGGUGACACCUCUGCCCGUCGCAGUUUGUGGUCCCGCAGGAUGUGUACGCAAGGGCAGGAUGUACGUGAGCGGAGGACAUACAAGCUCCGGGGACGUGAGUGACUCCGUGUGGCAGUUCGAUCCCACCUGCAACACCUGGUCCUCGGUGACUCCGUUGUUGAGAGCGCGUUUUAACCACACGAUGGCAUCCGCUGGAGAUAAAUUGAUUGUUGUCGGUGGGGCCAAUGCAGUAAGAACGUUCUCAUUCGAUCAUUUGAUGGACGGAGAAAUGUACGAUUUUGAAGCUGACCAGUGGUCGGAUUUCAUAAAGUUGGAGAAGCCUGCCUGCUCGUCGCCAUCCAUCCUGAUCGGAAGUUCUCUCUAUCUUUUUGCCGGAGUCAUGGAUCUUUCAGGUGAAUCGCUUGUUCAAAAAAUCAACAUGUCUAAAUAUUUAAAUGAGAAAUCUUCUGAUGAAUCUGUGGUGAUGGAGAGGAAGAAGACUUUGAAUGAAAAUUUUGAAAAGUGUACCGCGAUGGAGGAAGUGGAAGAGAAACGGACCAUCAGUCCCGACCGUAAGGAUUAUUGCGAGGUUUCGUCGUUCAGAUUUGAUGGAGGGUGUUUCAGGAACAUGUGUGUUACCAAGUUACCAAAAAAAUUAUUUUUACAGUCUCUUUGA
Messenger RNA from Helobdella robusta, 1839 nucleotides. RefSeq lists its product as hypothetical. Gene Ontology annotation, molecular function: protein binding. The coding region runs from base 1 to 1839 and encodes 612 amino acids. The transcript is spliced from 5 exons. The record is from RefSeq and is a predicted model, not a curated record. Lineage: Eukaryota; Metazoa; Annelida; Clitellata; Rhynchobdellida; Glossiphoniidae.